AUGGGUCUUCUCAGUGAAGUCUAUGAGUUUUGUGACUGCUCUCGCAGUCAUGAGAAGCUAAAGAAAUACAAGCAAUUACAGACGGUGGAGAUCAAAGUGAGGAUGGACUGUGAAGGGUGUGAGAGAAUAGUGAAGAAAUCAGUGCAGGGCAUGAAGGGAGUCACACAGGUUGAGGUGGACCGCAAGCUGAGCAAGCUCACCGUGAUUGGCUAUGUGGACCCCAACAAGGUCUUGCAUCGUGUCAGGCAUCGGACGGGAAAGAAGGCUGAUUUAUGGCCCUAUGUACCGUACGAUGUUGUUCCGCAUCCGUAUGCUCCGGAGGCUUAUGACAAGAAGGCCCCGCCUGGGUACGUGCGGAACGUCCUGGAGGAUCCGGAGGCUUCGGCUAUCGCACGUGCCAGCUCCACUGAAGUGAAGUAUACGACGGCGUUUAGCGACGACAAUCCAAAUGCAUGUGUGCUCAUGUAAUUGUUAUCUAAAUACGUUCUAAUUGCACUCAUAAAUUUUGAAAAGCUUCAGUAGUAAGUAGCAGUA
This is a messenger RNA of Prunus avium (sweet cherry), 534 nucleotides long. RefSeq names its product Heavy metal transport/detoxification superfamily protein (gene HIPP27). NCBI's taxonomy places the organism in Eukaryota, Viridiplantae, Streptophyta, Magnoliopsida, Rosales, Rosaceae. Gene Ontology annotation, molecular function: metal ion binding. The record is from RefSeq and is a predicted model, not a curated record.